UCUCAUGCAGGAGGGCUGCCUGUGAUCUUAUUCUCCUGUGGUCACAUAGUCCAUUCUGCUUUUAUGAUCUGGUUCAAAUAGAUGAAGAUUCUCCUCUUCUAAAGAUUUAAUUCCAUUGAUUUUCCCCUCCCUGCCUCCUGCUUCACGACCUCCAGCCUGAGGUUAUUUUAUGAGUAAUUCCCGAUUCCGCGCUGCUCAGACCAGCCCAGACCAGCCCAGUUAAGCUUCGCCCAACUCAGCCCAGCCCAACAGUACUCUCUCCAAUUCUUUUAAGGACUUUUGGGAAAGGGCAGAAAUCCUUUAUUCCACUUUCUCAUUUCUGUGUCUCCUGCAAGACCUCCAUGAGAAGUCUUGGUUGCUGUCCAAACUUCAGCCUUCCUGGAGAUUUAUCCCAGUCCCUAGGCUGGAAAGCAUUGCAAUGGGAACAAGUUUUUCCAUGUAAUAGGCAGGACCCGCAAAUUCCACAUUAAUAUCAGCCAGUCCAAACUAAUUUGGACACAGACAAAAACUCAUGAUCCUCAGGCCCUUUCCUAGCCAGUCUCUACCAGAGAAGACCCACAAGUACAGACCACUCCUUAAGGCGCCUAAUGUGGCCACACCUAUACCUUAGGGACUGUGACCCUUUCUUUCUUUUUUUUUUUUCUGUCGGAGGAUAUUCUGAAGGGUGAGGGUGGGGCCUUCUCUUUUAAUCCCAGCCCCACCUGCUCUGGUCAGACAGGUUUGGAGCUGCAGGUAAAGGGAGGGAGACACGAAGAAAUACCUGCAGAGCCAGUGGGGAGCUGGAGCAGCUCUUUUCCCGGAUGGGCCCUGGGAUCUCCCUUCUAUCUCUCUAGAUGGCAAGGUGACGGCAGUCCAGUAUUAUACCCCAGAAUCCAGGCAUUUAGGCCCAUCCUUGCCCCAGCAUGACAGAACCUGAGACACUGGCUCUGCUGGAGGUAAAGAGGCAAGAUGUCCUUGAGAAGAAUUUGCCCCAGCCCCUCAUCCCUAAUGGACUCAGACCAGAGGGGGAAGAUGGGGAAGAGCUUGCCCCUUGUGAGAAUGAGAUGGGGAAGGUUGGCAGUGAAGCUACUACUUUGCCCUGGGUGAGGACAUCGUUAGAUACUAGCCCCCAGCCCAGCGCCCCUUUCCCAGACUCCCCUGGUUGGCAGGGAUGUGAUAAAGAACCCAUUCUGGCUGAGCUGCCCCUAAAAUCCGAGGAGCCGGUUGAGGAAGACAUUAACCUGAUGCCUGAGCAGGCAGCCCGAGCAUUUGUGCCAAUUGACCCUCAAUGCAUUGAGAGGAGACCCCAAGAAGAGCUCAUUGUCCACUGUGACACAAAGGUUGAGGGGGAAUGCCAGGCCUUUCUGUUGCCUCGGGCUGUCCGAUCGGACCACCCCGAACAGAAGUGGGCAGAGGCAGCAGUCAUGCCACCUGCCCGCUGUGGGAGUUGUGGAGGCUGUGGCCGUGAGGGGUUGAGGGCCGUGGCCUCUUUUGGGGCUGCUCUUAUCAUCUUCCCCUGCCUGUUAUACGGAGCUUAUGCCUUCCUGCCUUUUGAUGCCCCCCGGCUGCCCACCAUGAGUUCCCGACUUGUCUACACGCUCCGCUGUGGGGUCUUUGCUACCUUUCCCAUAAUUCUAGGACUUCUGGUAUAUGGUCUCUCCCUGCUGUGCUUCUCUGCACUCCAUCCCUUUGGGGAACAACAGAGAGAAGUAGAAAUUCACAGGCGAUAUGUGGCUCAGUCUGUCCAGCUCUUCAUCCUCUAUUUCUUCAACCUGGCUGUACUUGCCACCUACCUGCCCCAGGAUACCCUCAAGCUGCUACCCUUGCUUACUGGCCUCUUCGCCAUCUCCCGGCUGGUGUACUGGUUGACUUUUGCAGUGGGCCGGUCCUUCCGAGGCUUUGGCUAUGGACUGACGUUCCUGCCGCUGCUCUCGAUGCUGGUGUGGAAUCUUUACUACAUGUUCCUGGUGGAGCCGGAGCGCAUGUUCACUGCCACAGACAGCCGACUUGACUAUCCAGACCACGCACGAGCUGCCGACUACAAGCCACGCCUCUGGGGGUGACACCUGCUUCUGCCUGUUGCUGAUGUUCUCCCAUUUCCCCCCAAACCCCAGGGAACUGAGAUGAUCCAGAACUCUUUACUGAAUGGACUUUGGAUAUACCAUCUCUGCCCUUCUGACUUCCCAGAUUGUGACCCUUGCACUAGUUGCUUUUGAACCUCACCAAUCCUUGACUCUGAUGUUGGGGUGGGUGAUGGGAGGAGAGGGCAGGGAACAUACGUAGCAGAGGUUUUACACUGCCUUAGGCAACUUCAUCCUAAAGCCUCUUGAGGCCUAUUACUGCCUUGAUUCUUCUGUAGCACUACUGGGAGGAAUUCUUGCCUCCUAGAGAGGAGAGAAUAGAAUUAGGGGAAAGCAAGAUCCCUGUCUUUAUUAGGUCUUAAUUGACUUAAAAGAAAACCUGUGGAAUAACUUAAUAAAUCAUUUUGAAACAAGA
This is a messenger RNA of Phascolarctos cinereus (koala), 2475 nucleotides long. RefSeq names its product transmembrane protein 79 (gene TMEM79). Gene Ontology annotation, biological process: regulated exocytosis. NCBI's taxonomy places the organism in Eukaryota, Metazoa, Chordata, Mammalia, Diprotodontia, Phascolarctidae. Gene Ontology annotation, cellular component: trans-Golgi network membrane; lysosomal membrane. The record is from RefSeq and is a predicted model, not a curated record.